CAUACAAUGGAACCCCAUAAUAAUAAGCCUAUUUGUUAAUUUAUGUCUACAUACUUUAUAGAUAUUCUUUUAUUUGUUAACUGACAUAUUUAUUUAUUUCUGUAUUCGUUUUUAGACCACAGCUGUGCUUGCUUGCUGGCUGGCAGGUCAAGUGGACACCUAAGCAUGCAUACUUAGCUAGCCAGAUAGAUAAUCUUUGUUGGAGGAUUAAAGUAAUGUCCCGGAGAAGGAGGAAAUCCUAUAGCCUACGGCCUGUAUUCAUGUUAUAAAGAUCCUACAACCCUUCAGGACACAUUUCACGUGCUGAAUUUAAUGCCUUCCACAAAGAGCUCUGAUCACUGGACUUUAUCAGAGUUAUUUGGGCAGCGGAGGCUGUUAGGGCUCGGAGCUUUGCUGGCAUGGCUUGUCCUCUUCCAUCUCCUUGUGAAUGUUUGGCUCCUCUGCGUCUUCACCAGUCUCUUGGUGGUUCUCGGGGGUUGGCUCGGGUCCCGUGCUGUACUGGACGCAAACAGCCUUCUCCACUUGGAACACUUUUUGCCUCUCGGCAACAUAAACCUACCUCUGUCUUCACCUGAACAUGAGUGGAGGUUGAACCACGAGAUCCACAAUGCUGUCCACAAAGCGGUGCGUGACUUUGUGUCCUCGUGGUAUCGGACUCUGCUGCCAGAGGUGGAGGGGGAGUUUGAACGAGCAGUGCGUAAUUCAAUGCUGGAGUCAGUGAUGGAACUGAAGGAGCGUGCGCGGCGAGUGGACAGGAAAGCACUGGUUCAGCGGCUGCUAGAGAUGUAUGGCUGUCACCUGCAGAGCUACAUGACUGCAAGAAAGAUACAGUCGACGCAAAAGGAGAGCAUCAGCCUCUGGCAGCUCUACAGUGAAGUAGAUGCCCCUCAUCCAGCUGUGAGCAGUGCAGCCACUGAGCUCAGCUACUCAAGAGCUCUAGUUAACCUUGUGUUACAUGUGCUUGUUCCAUACCCUCAGAUGGAAACCAGGACUGGAGGUUUUGUGGUUACAGAACUCAUCACCUGCAAUGUGCUGUUGCCGCUUAUAAGCAGGGUGUCUGAUCCUGACUGGCUCAACCAGACCAUUGUAGACAUAAUCACCAAAUCCAGAGAACCACAGGAAAUCAAUGUGGAUGAGGUCCCAGCUGCAGCUGCACUAUACAGAUGUAUACAGGAGUCCUGGACCACCUGCAGGUCACCGUCUUCUUCUGAUGAUCAAACCAGCUUCACCAGCAGAAGCACCUCUGACUUUGAUGAUAUUCAGAGCCAGAGUACUAUCUGUGAGAGGGAUUCCUUGCAGAGCAGCAUGGUUAGCCUGAUGUCUGCUGGGAAAGUAGAUGGUUGCCAUGCAGAUUUGCUGACACCAUGCAAAGUGAACUGCUGUCCACUCACAACUGGCCACUACUCCCACUCACUAGAGCCCAAAGGGGUUUCAUUGGACUCCUUAAUUCAUUCAGACUCUGAAGAUGACCUGCCAGGAGGCUUUUGUGAUUGCGGUCCUCCAACAAACUUCUGCAAUGUGAUGACUUUAAUGGACGAUGAGGCGUUUGGCUGCUUUGGUCCUCUCAAAAAUCUUGGGCCAAAGGUGGUGGUGCCCGAGGACUCCAAGUGGCCAGCGGGUAUAGCCCAAGAGAAAUCCCCAUGUCCUCCAAGAAGACUUUGUCUAACCCCCUGUGACUUUGAUACCCCCAACAACCAGGCUGCACCUUUGAACAUCCAGAAUGUGCAAAUAUCUGGUACUGUCACUGCGAAGGAGACGCGCGGUACAGGCACAUAUCCUUAUACUCUCUACACUGUAAAGUUUGAGAAAAUGGUUGAAGCAGAAACCAGUGGCCCUCUGCAACGUGCGUCCUGUCACACCGUCAACCGGAGAUACAGCGAGUUCCUCAACUUGCAAACACGUUUAGAAGAGAAGCCUGAGGUCAAGAAAGUAAUCAAGAAUGUCAAAGGCCCAAAGAAAAUGUUCCCUGACCUUCCAUUUGGCAAUGCAGACAGCGACAAGGUUGAAGCCCGUAAAAGCCAACUGGAAACGUUCCUUAAACAAUUAAGCAGCAUUCCUGAGACAUCCAACAAUGAGGACAUGCAGGAGUUCCUGGCUCUCAACUCAGAUGGUUGCACAUAUUUUGGAAGAAAGCCUCUUGUAAAGUCCAGAAUUGAUAAGAUGAUGGAAAAUGCCUUAGACACCUUGAAGACAGCUUUCCCUCAACCCGAGUCCCUCAGUCCAACAGAAGACAUUGAGGGAGAUAGUGAUGGAAGAACAAUGGACAGCAAAAAAUACAGGAGGCUCAUGUUCCCAAGGAAAAUUUCCACACCUCUCAAUAUACCUGACCUACACCCUAAAGUGACAUACUGCUUUAGUGAAGGCAGCGCCGUCCUCAAUGGCAUGUCAAUGUCUGGCCUGGAGAGCUUCGUCAAAGAGCAGGAAAGGCUUUUAUGUGGGCCGAAUGGGAAAGAAACAGCAAAGCAGAGCUGUGAGCAGCCUGGCAAAGACAAGAAGAUUUCAGGGAAAGCUCAUGGGACAGACACAGCUGUGGCAGAUGUUGCUUUGAACAUUCUGUGUCUGCUGAUGAAGGACCAGUGGAGUUGGCUGUGCACUGAGAACAUACAAAAGACCAUCAGACUGCUCUUUGGCACCUUCAUUGAGAGAUGGUUGGAUGUAGGAGUUGCCCACUUGACCAGUGCCCCCUGCUGGGUGAUUUACCUACAAGUGCUGCAGGAAGCUGUAUGGCCAGGCGGCACGCUGCCUGCUCAACCACGGCCGGAGCGAAGUGCCGCAGAAAGAGAGGAAACCAAGGAGCAAUGUCUGGACUGUCUAAUGCAGCCACUGCCUGAGCUCAUCACUGACAUGCUGGGAAGUGAGAAGUACAGACUGAGCUUGGAGAGUAUGCUGGAGUCUUUACAGGAUCAUCAGAUAAACAAGCAUCUGAUCUACUGCAUCUGUGACCUGCUGCUGGAGUUUCUGAUCCCUGAGUCGUACGAUGAGGCCUUCCAGGGGUCUCUGCUGCAGAGCCUGGCCAAAGACACAGAGAGGGACAGUCCCCACAUAUGAUCAGCACAUGAUAACACCCUGAUGCCUCACAGUUGUAGGCAAUUGAUGGAUAAAGUGCAGUACAUGUGUAUAUGGGUUGUGACAUAUUCAUAAUGGCCUAGCCACUAGAGUCACCAGGGUGAUGGCACAGGAUAGCAGCAGGCAUUACCUGAUUGGUCAGUGGAAACAGGAAGCUAAUAAAGUCCCCUUCCUUGUGACAUAAAGAUGAGAAAGACAAGAAUUGUGUGAAUAUUUCUGAUACACCUAAAGAGGACACAUCAGAAGGAAACAAUUGAUUAUGCUGGCUCACCCAAUCCUUCAACUUCUGUUCUUAUGUCCAAUUGGCUCAUGGGAUCUAAUGCAAAUGUAAAAUUGUAUUAAUAAAUAGGCAAUUAGGCCACUUAUACCUGCAGGCAAAACACAGGCAGCUGGUCUGUAACUAUUGCUUGUUUUUUGUUUUUAUUGAUGUAUUUAUUCAUUCAAUCAUUCAGUGAAAUCUUGUUUCUGAGGCUUUUCGCCUGGUGAAAUUAUACCUAACAUAUUUUUGAGAGUUCCUUCUGAAGUAUGACUUUUUAUGAUAUUUUUAGAUCAACAAUUGAUGUGUUGAACUGUUUUGGUGUAUAAAAUAUACUCUCAGAAGUCUGUUUUAAGAUUGUAUGCGAGUCUUUUAUUUCCCGUCGUCUGAUAAUUGGUAUCCUACACUUCUCAAUGUGAUUAGUUCCUUCAGCUGAGUAGUGUGACAGCUAUCAGUGAAAUCAGCUGUGCUCUAAAAAGACGAGCCAGGUAAUUGCUUUCAAUAUUUGACCUUGAAUAGACAUUGUGUACUGUGAGUCAGUAAACUGCACAGCUACAAUUUGUUCACUUAUGGCUGCUGAGGUGACUUAUUUUAUUUUGCUUGUACAAUUUCAUGUCUGUCUCCUGUGGGCUGAAAUGUCUAUUCAUUACAUUACAUGUCAUUAAGCUGACGUUUUUAUCCAAAGCGACUUCCAGUCAAGGGCUUUCAACCAUGAAGGUACAAACUCGGACAGCAAGAAUCAAGUGCAAGGACAUUAGCUUCAAAUAAGCAAACUACAAAGAGCCACUUGGAAGUGCAAAAGACCAUAUUUCAUUUAAGUGCAUAUAUUUAGUUUUUACAGUUAAUUCUUGCGUCAUGUAGCUUUAAAAUUUAGUAAAACUUUAAAAUUGAAUUGCCAUAACAAUAGUUUGUAUUGGAAUUGGCAGUGAUGUUUGAGGAUGUCUCGAUUUUCUUUUAUGUCACUGUCCGUGGGAACCAACCUUGAAUGAAUAAAUGAGUCAGACAGAGCAUUACACGUGUGAAAAGAGCUUAAGAUUUGACUCUUGUACUUUAAAUGAUUCACCUAAGAUCCCAGACUGAAAUGUCAUUAGUAAAAGGGACUUAACAUAAGUGAGUAAGUGCAGGCAGUGUUAGUCUUCCCAUGAUCUUUUGAUCCUUACCAACCUUUGAAAAAUACUCGCUGCUUCACAGACAGUCUUUUUGAUGAGGCUAUAAUAGUGUGGAAGAUUAACACCUCUCUACAUGACUUAUUAAACCAUGGUAAAAAGAAAUGUCCUUUUAAAUUUGACUUAAUGGGAGGAAAAAAUCACCAGCAGCUACAGUAUGAAGUGUUUCCAUAUGGCAACAUAACAUUAUCGCCCACAACAUAAGAAGCCAAAUUUUCUUGUCAUAAAAGUUUGCUCAAAUUCAUUAAAUCCAAAUAAAUGUAUUUGUGUCUGUUUCGGGGCCUCCGUGCCAUAUGUACAAAGGCAAAACUUUGUCCAUGCACUGACUGAAUUCGGCCUUCUCUAUUAAAUACGGGUAUUUUGACUAUUUUUUAAAGCUGUAUAUAUUUUCUGCUUGUUUUUAUGUGAUUAGUUAAUUGUAUUUCCCCUCCAAUACUCCCUGUACUGUUAUUUGUAUUGUUAUAUUGAUGUAAAAAGGUUGAAGGAAAUUGAGGCACUCAAGAGGGUAAAGAAAGUUUAAAAAGCCUUUUAAAACUUACCCUUUUGAGUAAAACUUUUUAAACUUUACACAUCUUAGUGCCUCAGUUUCAUGAAACCUUUUUACACUAGUAAGAUCCCGAAACUGAAGAGCACCAGAGGGACAAUCUGUCUGUACACACCCAAGCGAGUUGCACUGCCUGACUGUGAUUUUAAUGUUUGGGUAAUAAAGUUUGAAAGAAAAAAAGAA
Messenger RNA from Perca fluviatilis (European perch), 5215 nucleotides. It is a transcript of the gene snx19a, whose product is annotated as sorting nexin 19a. Gene Ontology annotation, molecular function: phosphatidylinositol binding. Bases 313 to 3048 code for a protein of 911 amino acids. The transcript has 12 exons. Gene Ontology annotation, cellular component: intracellular membrane-bounded organelle; early endosome membrane. Lineage: Eukaryota; Metazoa; Chordata; Actinopteri; Perciformes; Percidae. The record is from RefSeq and is a predicted model, not a curated record.